UUCCCUGGGCUAGCAGGAGGCGGCGGAGGCGGACGCUGGACACUGGACAUUGCCCAGUCUAUGGAGAGAACCACCGGACUCUGAGACCGCGGCGCGCAGGAGGCGAGCUCGGCCCCGGGCUUGGUUGGCUGGGGUCAGCGUCUGGGGGCUGCACCAGGAGGCUACGCGGGUCCCCUCUGUCUCCGCCAUGGGGGACGUGCUGUCCACGCACCUGGACGACAGCCGGCGCCAAUACAUCGCAGAGAAAACUGGAAAGAUCCUGAAAGAUUUCUUCCGGUUCUAUGAAGACCAGUAUGGAGUUGCUCUCUUCAACAGCAUGCGCUAUGAGAUCGAAGGCACUGGGGGGCCCCAGGCCCAGCUGCUCUGGCGAAAGGUGCCAUUGGACGAACGAGUCAUCUUCUCUGGGAACCUGUUUCAGUACCUGGAAGACAGCAAGAAGUGGAGGAAUCGCUUUAGCCUCGUGCCACACAACUAUGGGCUCGUGCUGUAUGAGAACAAAGCUGCCUACGAGAGACAGAUCCCACCCCGAGCUAUCAUCAACAGCGCAGGCUAUAAAAUCCUUACCUCAAUGGAUCACUACCUAGAACUCGUCGGUAACUCUUUACCAGGGCCAGCCCCCAAAUCUGGUGCUGCACCAAUUCUGAAGUGCCCUACCCAGUACCCCCUGAUCCUCUGGCAUCCAUAUUCUCGACACUAUUACUUUUGUGUGAUGACGGAGCCUGAGCAGGAGAAGUGGCUGGCCGUGUUCCAGGACUGUGUCCGGCACUGCAACAAUGGCAUUCCCGAGGAUUCCAAGGUAGAGGGCCCCGCCUUCACUGAUGCCAUCCGCAUGUACCGUCAGUCAAAGGAGCAGUAUGGUACCUGGGAGCUGCUCUGUGGAAACGAGGUGCAGAUCUUGAGCAACCUGGUGAUGGAGGAGCUGGGACCUGAACUGAAAAGUGUGAUAAGCCCCCGGAUGAAAGGCAAACCCCAGGAGAGGCAAAGGCAGUGGAUACAGAUCUCAGAUGCCGUGUACAGGAUGGUCUACGAGCAGACCCAAGCCCACUUUGAGGCCAUGGCCACCAAGUGUGUGAUGGCCCGGCCAGCCAUGGAGAGCGUCAUCCGCACAGAUAUGGACCAGAUCAUUACCUCCAAAGAGCACUUGGCCAGCAAAAUCCGAGCCUUUAUCCUCCCCAAAGCUGAGGUCUGUGUCCGAAACCACGUGCAGCCUUACAUCCCCUCAAUCCUGGAGGCCCUGAUGAUCCCCACCAGCCAAGGCUUCACUGAAGUUCGGGAUGUCUUCUUCAAGGAGGUCACGGACAUGAACCUGAAUGUCAUCAACGAGGGAGGGAUCGAUAAGCUUGGAGAGUACAUGGAGAAGCUUUCCCAGCUGGCAUACCACCCGGUCAAGAUGCAGAGCUGUUAUGAGAAGAUGGACCAGCUGAAGCUUGAGGGGCUACAGCAGCGAUUUGAUGUUUCCAGUGCAUCCGUAUUCAAACAGAGAGCCCAGAUCCACAUGCGGGAGCAAAUGGACAAUGCUGUCUAUACCUUUGAGACGCUUCUACACCAGGAGCUAGGGAAGGGACCCACCAAGGAGGAGCUGUGCAAAUCCAUCCAGCGCAUCCUGGAGCGCGUGCUGAAGAAAUACGACUAUGAUAGCAGUACAGUGCGGAAGAAAUUCUUCCGGGAAGCCUUGUUGCAGAUCACCAUCCCAUUCCUGCUGAAGAAACUGGCCCCUACCUGCAAGUCGGAGCUCCCCAGGUUCCAGGAAUUGAUCUUUGAAGACUUUGCCAGGUUCAUCCUGGUCGAGAACACGUAUGAAGAGGUCGUGUUACAGACGGUCAUGAAGGAUAUCAUGCAGGCUGUGAAGGAGGCAGCGGUGCAGCGGAAGCACAACCUUUACAGGGACAGCAUGGUGAUGCACAACAGUGACCCCAACCUCCACCUGCUGGCCGAGGGCGUCCCCAUUGAUUGGGGAGAGGAAUACAGCAGCGGCAGCCCAGGGGAGGCAGACCUGUCUGCUGAAAAACGGCGCCGAGCAAAGCAGGUGGUCUCAGUGAUCCAUGAUGAUGAGGCUGGGCUGCCUUAUGAGCCGUGCCCAGAAAUGCUGUCCCCAGGAGGGCCUGAGAAGGAGCCAAUCCCCUACCCUGCAUCCCCAGACAGCGUCACAGAGCUACGGGGCCUGCUGGUGAAAGAGCUCCAGGUGGAGAGCCCCCAGUCUGUUGCUGAGCCACUCACUAAUGGCACGUCCCCUAGAGAGAGCCCCCAGCCCCUGGAGGCUGAGGGGGAGAAAAGUCUUCGCCAACAGGCCUCUCCCCUCAACCACACCCACCACGAGUCAGCCCCUACCAUCCCAAGUGAGGAGGCCGUCUCACCUCCAGCUACCCCCAUCCGACGCCUCCCCUCUGAGGAAGAAGCAGACAGUGAUCACUCCAAGCCCAGUGACAAGGAGACCGGGGAAGAGGUAUCUGGCCAAGGAGGUAACCCAUAUGUCCAAACCACCACAGAAGACAGCACAGGUGUGCAGACUGAGUUUUAGGCCAGAACCUCUCCACUCCCCACCCCAUGGAUUCUGGAUUCUGGUCAGGGGUGUGCACGAUGUGACGCCCUAGCUGCCCCACAGCCCUCAUCUCCAACACCCCCCCCCCCCCCGCAGCGGACACUUAAUACUGCUGAUCUUUUGGAAUGUGACUGACUGGAAUGGAAGCAAGCCAAGCUGGACAGGGGUCGGGGGUUGUUCACUCGAUAUCUAUUGUAAACAUGUCUUGUUCAGGAGUAAUGAGGGGCUGGAGGGUAGAAGGGAAAAUGGGACCCACACUAUUGAAUGGCCCCCUGGUCAGUGCACAUGCCAGCCUUGCAAUCCCCUGAGCCCCAGUUCUUUCAGGACGCCCUAGGGGUUCAUCCUUUCACUCUGCCAUUACAUGAACAUAUAUGUUUAUACGUCAAAGCACACAUGUGGGAGAGUGCAUGCUCCAGUCAGUCACUUUAUCAGGUUAGGAGGUGACCAGUAAGUUAAAUACAAACCUGGCUCAUCCCUCAACCCCUUCCCUGUCCCCUGUGUCCCUUUUUCUGUUUGAGAUUGAGAGGAAGGGAGAUAGAAGAUACCACCUGACCACAGCGGCAGACUAAAUGUCACGAUUUUCCCUUGUUGGCUGGGGGCAGAGGAAGGUGUGAGGGAGAGUCAGGAGGAAACUGGUGCCCAUCCCCAGCUCUUUCCCUGGGCCUCGUUCAGUGCCUGCCUUGACAUCAUGCUAUCGGUACCGUAUUAAAGAUUGCAGCUUAGCUGGGAAGCUGCCCUUUUCUGGCCCAUUCUUUCAGACAAAAAGCUUCCUUCCUUUCUCUUCCUUCCCUUCUCCCCCAAAGGAAUAGGAGAGGGGCAAAAAAAAGAAGCUAAAGUAUUCUAGAAUCCACUCAAAGCCAAGCGGUUCCUGAGACUGGAGAAGGAUCUAGCUUCCUUGAGCACUGAGCUACCCUAUUUUAGCCUUUCCUCUCCUCUCCUCCCCUCUUCUCCAUCCAGGAGUGUUUUCCCCAGGCACUUGAAGCCUCUGGCCCUCAACUGUUUUCAGCUGGAGGGACUGGCCAUGAGUGAUAUCCUCAGUGUCUGUCUGCCUUCUAAGCCAGCAAGUUACCUUUCUUCCAAAGGGAGGUGACAUGAUAGCCAUGGCAGAAGCUUCUUGGUCUGAACCAGCUCCCCCACUGAAAACUCCCUGCCUUAUCAGGACUGGUACCGCCAGGGGUUGUUGAUCUGUCCGGGAGAGAGACCUGCUAACUCUGGCACAGAUGUAUGUGUUAGGGGGUAAGCAUGGAUAGGGAUGUAGCCCUAUUUUCUAGUUCUGGGGGAUGGAGUUUUGUUGCAUCCAGUCUGAGGUGGGAGAGACACAUUCCCUUGGUCCAUUGUAAUAGUUCUUAAGGAAACAAUUUAUCCAUUGAAGUGUAUCAGGAGACUUUAGGCCUAGUGUUGGGGAAGAGAAAGAUUGUCUGGUGCAUGAAUUCUAAAGGAAGGAGUAUUUUAGAUGCUAGGUCUCAUCCCAAGACAAAUAUCAAUUGUCUUAAAGUUGGGCUUGUGGGUGAAGUGGUGGGUUAGGUCUCAACAUAUGACUUGGGAGGUUGAGGGUGGCAGAGUUAAAGUGUUAGACGAGAGAAAGGGAUUUGGUCAGGGAUAGAGGUGGAGGGUGGCGUGUUUCUAUGAGGGGUGAGCUGGGAGAAUUGUUCGUGUGACGUGAGAAUGAAGCCAGGAGGGCACGUAAGGAUGUGAACUAGGAACAGAGUCAGGAAGACAUGCAGAGAGUGUAUGACCUGUAGCAUCCCAAGGCCACAUGGGACCUCAGGAAAGGAGGCAGCCUUGGUUACAGGGAGUAGCUCUUCUGGAGGCAUGGCAAAGGGGGAGACUGUGUUCAAGUGAGUGUCUGAUCAGGGGUGGGGAGAAUUCCAGCCAUCCUGGGUUAGGGAAGUAGAGGCAGGUGUUAUCUGGAAUUCCAUAAGGGCAGAGCUGUUUUGUGUCACUGGUAGGUUGUAUGCAGUGAGGAAAUUGUCCUGUUUACUUCCCUUGGUCACCAAGCCAAGCCUCAGCACCAUCCCCAUCCCAUUUUUGGAACUCGGGGUUUUGUUUUGCAUGUGAUCAGUUCUGUGGCAUUGUCUCUAUAUUUCUUUCCCUUCCUUCAUGCAUUCUUAUUUCUUAUGGGGAAGAGGCCGUGGUCUCUUGCCUUCUAAAAAAUAAUUGGCCAUGGUCAAUUGCCUUUUUAAAAGAGAGGAAAGACCAAAAGAGUUGAAUCUGCUUGGGUAAGGGAAUCUUUUCUGUAUUUCACCCCCAGCUAAUCUGAGAGAAUAAAUGCUUCAUGCUUUCCCAAUAUCCAGAUCUCACAUGUCCACACAAAUAAAAACUGACUUUAGGGGAACUGUGGAUUCACCGACCACUACAGGGGCCUGCUAAAUGCUUAUGGAUGGAGCCUCCCAAGCUCUGUAGGAGAGAUCUGCAUCCCAGGCAUGUGACUCAGAGGUUCUCGGUAUCAGCUUUGGUCUGGCACACACACAGUACACUCACCAGGUGAUCUUAGUCACCGCAUCCGCUCAGCCCGAGCUGCCUGGCUUUUUUUAUACAUCAUCAUGUGUUAACUCUUGGCACUGCAAUUGACUUCCGUUUUUAUCGGACCCUUAUUCCUAAAAAGUUAUUCUGGAUUUGGGACGGGCGAGAUCACGGUGAGUCCUCUGUGAGCUGUGCUAGUAUCCAUCUGUACUCACAGACACCCCUUGACCAGUAAUGGGCUGUACUUGAUCACAUUCCUCUUCUAAUGGAGAAGAAAACCAAGGAAAAGACUGGCUUCUUCAGGAUGUGGCUUGGACGCAGGCCAGGGAAGGAAAUUCUCCUCCCCCCUUAGUCCCUCCCUUCCCUACCCCCUCCCCCAGACCCAUCACAUCCUGUGUUGGAGCAAACCAGCUUCCUGAGGCUGGGGGCAAGUUAGGGGCUGGUUCACAUUUCCAUCCUGGGCAAAAGUCUUGGGAACAUGGGGAGGAGCCAGAGGAUCCUUUCAAGGGCAAUGCAAAGCCAUGUGGCCCAGUGAGUGCUGAAACGCAGGGUCCUGGAAUUAACUCCCUGAAAUGGACAGCUGAUACUUCUAAGCACACUAUGAAUCUAACCCGAUUCUUCUACAAACAUUCCGUUUUUUAAAAUGCCUUGUAAACUUCUUCCUUUUUCUUACUGGGGGUCCAGCCUGAACCACUCGGGACCCCCUUACAAGUGCCUUCCCUUGGGUUAUUUCCAAUCUGCCUCUUUCAAGAUAUUGUAUUGAAAAUAUUAUACAAAAUGUUUAUGCUUGUACUAAUUAAUAAAUGCUUUAUUUAAAGCCA
Phascolarctos cinereus (koala) is the source of this 5823-nucleotide messenger RNA. RefSeq names its product niban apoptosis regulator 2 (gene NIBAN2). The record is from RefSeq and is a predicted model, not a curated record. NCBI's taxonomy places the organism in Eukaryota, Metazoa, Chordata, Mammalia, Diprotodontia, Phascolarctidae.